Pyrus x bretschneideri (Chinese white pear) is the source of this 2863-nucleotide messenger RNA. Its product is annotated as U3 small nucleolar RNA-associated protein 25. Gene Ontology annotation, molecular function: rRNA binding; U3 snoRNA binding. Gene Ontology annotation, biological process: maturation of SSU-rRNA from tricistronic rRNA transcript (SSU-rRNA, 5.8S rRNA, LSU-rRNA). The transcript is spliced from 26 exons. The coding region runs from base 302 to 2560 and encodes 752 amino acids. NCBI's taxonomy places the organism in Eukaryota, Viridiplantae, Streptophyta, Magnoliopsida, Rosales, Rosaceae. Gene Ontology annotation, cellular component: small-subunit processome; nucleolus. The record is from RefSeq and is a predicted model, not a curated record.
UUGUUGGGGUGGACCGUGUACCUGAACCCACCUCUACCUCGUUCUUAAACCCUAAACCCUAACAAAAAUAAAAUAAAAAUCCUUGAACCCCAAAAACCUCGAUUUCCUCCUCACUUACACGUUAAACCAGUAGGUCUCCUCCCAACGCAGUUGCAAGAGCCCGCCUUCACCACCGCGAGGCAGAACGCUUCAUCUCCAACAAACUCUCAUCCUCCUCCGGUCGCUUUAACCGAAACCAAGUCUGUACUCGAAUUGAGGGAUUUUCUGGUGCGAAAUUUCCGGUUUUCUUUUUCCUCUCAGCAUGGGAAAACAAUCAGGCAAGAACCUUGCAGGAUUUGGAAAACGCAAAAUGCCCAAGAGGUUCAACACGGGCAAGAAAAGUCGUCGUCUUGAAGAAGAAAAUGUUGCACACAGUCCCGUGUCCACUUCCUCAGGGGAACUACCAAACGAAGAAUCUAACGGCAUGGUUUCUGAAGAAGAAACGGUUUAUAAAGAGCCAUCCAUGUAUGAUAAACUGUUAAUGACGCUGGGAUCAUCUAGUAAAUCUGUUUCUGCUGCGUAUAAGCUGAGAAAAAGACAAGAAGAAGGUAUAAGUGAUUCUGAAAAUUCCGAAGAUGAUGGAAGUGAAUCUUCUAGUGACUCAGAGGAUGCGGAUAACGAUGAAGAAGGAGUUGAUGAUGAUGACCCUGAAAUGGCGGGAAUUGAGGAGCAUAGUGAAGAUUCUGAAAAUGAGGAUGAUCAGGAGACCUCUGCUUUGGAUGAUGAAGAGACUCAUGAUUCGGAUGCAGAACAGGACCUGGGAACCAGUUCUCAAUCUGCUGUUGAACCAUCAAUGUGCUUGAGUUCCUUUGAUAUACACUGGGGGCACAAAUUAACAAAAGCUGAGGUUGAAAAUCUGUCAAAAAAGAAGUGGACAUACGAGUGGGAGGUGCCUGCUGUUGGGAUGACAAAGGGCAACUGGGCAGGAACAGGAGAGUGUUUUACAAAAGAUGACGACCCCAACUCUUGUUAUGGUCUGAAGCAAAAGUUGUAUAAGCAUUGGUUAGAUGUUUAUUGCAAAUCUGGAGGCAAUGAUUUUCAUUCAUCUAGAGAAAGAUUGUUCUUCUCCCUGUUCAACAGCUAUCGGGAUAUAUUGCACUGCAACAAAAAGCCCUUUUAUCACAGAGGCUCUACAGAAGACUCAAAUGUCAUGGAUGCAUACAUUAUGCAGUGUCUGAAUCAUGUCUUCAAAACUAGAGAUCUUGUAACGAAGAAUGAUGCAAAAGUGUCCAAGCUUCGAGAAACUGCUAAUAAUGAAAUUCCUACUGAUGAUAGUUUCAUGGACCAUGGAUUUACUCGUCCUAAGGUUUUGAUCCUAUUGCCAAUGGCAAGCAUUGCACUCCGUGUUGUUAAGAGGAUAAUACAACUUACUCCUUCAGCUCACAAGGUUAAUGUGGAGCACAUGGAUAGAUUUUCUAGAGAGUUCGGAACUGAUGACAACGAGGAUGAAAAAGAAAUAACACCACCUGGCCAGGAAAUUCUAAAACCUCACAAGUCUUCAAAGCCUAGUGAUUUUCAAGUACUUUUUGGAGGAAAUAGCAAGGAUGACUUCAUGGUUGGCAUCAAGUUCACAAAGAGGAGCAUAAAGCUGUACAGUGAUUUCUAUACCUCAGAUAUUAUAGUUGCUUCUUCAGUUGGUUUGUUGAAAAAAAUUGAUGAUGCUAAAUUAAAUAAAGAAAAAGAUGUCGACUAUCUUUCUUCCAUAGAGGUUCUAGUUAUUGAUCAUGCAGAUGUUAUAACGAUGCAGAACUGGGACUUUUUGAAGUCUGUUGUUGAACAAUUGAACCACAUACCAUCUAAGCAGCACGGAACUGAUGUCAUGCGGAUAAGACCGUGGUACCUGGAUGGAUAUGCACCUUUCUAUAGGCAAACAAUACUUCUGAGUUAUUAUUCAAAUCCAGAUAUAAACAAUUUGUUCAACAAGCACUGCAGUAAUUACCAUGGGAAGGUGAAGCUGGUGCAUGAACAUAAAGGAGUUCUUCCUAAAGUGGUCCUUCAAGUCCGCCAGAUUUAUCAGCGGUUUGAUGCAGAUUCAAUAGAACAUUUUGAUGAUGCUCGUUUUGAAUAUUUUACUACAAAGCUCUUCCCAAAGAUAAAAGAUUCUGUUGAGGGCGGGAUUAUGAUAUUUAUCAGUUCUUACUUUGAAUAUGUUCGAGUUCGGAAUUUUUUGAAGUCACAGAGUGCAUCCUUCUGUUUACUUCAUGAAUAUGCAGAGCAAAGUGAUAUUUCUCGUGCACGGGUUCGGUUCUUUGAAGGAAAGCGGAAAAUAAUGCUUUACACUGAGAGAUCACAUUUUUACCACAGAUAUAAGAUUCGUGGCAUUCAGAAUUUAAUCAUAUAUUCCCUGCCUGAGAGAAAGGAUUUUUACCCUGAGGUUGUUAAUAUGCUUGAUGGGUCCAAUGACAUGGCAUGCACGGUGCUCUUUUCUCAAUUUGAUCUCCUUCGGCUCGAGAGAAUUGUGGGAUUGGCUUCGGCGAAGAGAAUGUUGACAUCGAAAAUGAAAAUGUUUUCUUUCUCGUGAAGACCUUGGAAAUGCAGAACAUGAGACGAGACAUCGAUGACUUCAAUUGGUAAGUAACUCUUGCUCGGAGAACGAUAACUAUGCUGGUUUUCAAGACCCAAGUAUAAACCACGGCCAUUGCUCCGGUAGGUUUAACUUUUAGUUCCACCCAAUAGUGUUAAAAGAAAUCGUGCAUUGUACUUUAUUUAUUUUUUUUUCCUUGACUCGGGUUUUAAAGCGUCAAGACAGGUUGAUAUGUGUAGGUUGUACAAGGGAUCAUUUUUUGACAAUGAGCAAUUGAGAACUUCGGAAUUUGUUUUUCAA